This is a messenger RNA of Perognathus longimembris pacificus (Pacific pocket mouse), 558 nucleotides long. RefSeq names its product calmodulin like 6 (gene Calml6). NCBI's taxonomy places the organism in Eukaryota, Metazoa, Chordata, Mammalia, Rodentia, Heteromyidae. The record is from RefSeq and is a predicted model, not a curated record.
AUGGCCUUGCAGAGGAGCCUGCCCACCGACGUCCCCGGCAGCGAGCUGGAGGGGGUGACGGGAGCCCCGUACUGCGAUGGCUUCCUGGCGCUGAUGGACAUUUACCAUGAGAAAGCCAAGCACCAGGAGGGCGCGAGGGCAGCUUUCCGGGUCCUUGACCAGCGCAAGGGCUACACUGACUGGAACACCCGGAAGUGGGGCUUGGGCCUGGGCAGGGGCGGGUGCGCGCUCAUGAAUGCAGUGGAGCCCCUAAACGAAGAAGUAGAGGGGGAGAUGAUGAUGAAGGAGGCUGACAAGGAUGGGGGUGGGGGUGGAACCCUCGACUACGAAGGAUUUGUGGCCAUGACUGGAGAGUCCUUCCAACUGGCACAGCAGGACAGCUGCUGCAACCGAGACGCCUGUCUGAGGCAGGCCCGCCCACUGCCGCUCGCCCUGCCUGCAGCUCCGCAUCAAGUAAAUGCUCCAGCCAGAGUCAGGCGUGCCCCACGGUCGGUCCCUACCUGGAGAGGAGGGGCGGCGCUUAGAACAGGAUCCCGGUCACUCUGCGACCACACCUGA